Molecule: messenger RNA, 1274 nt
Organism: Trichoplusia ni (cabbage looper)
Lineage: Eukaryota; Metazoa; Arthropoda; Insecta; Lepidoptera; Noctuidae
Product: sialic acid synthase-like
Biological process (GO): carbohydrate biosynthetic process
Molecular function (GO): N-acylneuraminate-9-phosphate synthase activity
Source: RefSeq, a predicted model, not a curated record
AUGCGAAGUGGGUGCGGGUCGCGGCGCGCCGGCCGGGCCAGCGAGUCACUCUCAACAUGGGUAGAAGUUAAGAUAAACGACGACGUCAAAGUUGGCGGCACCAACCAGUGCUUCAUCAUUGCGGAAGUCGGACAGAACCACCAAGGCGACAUCGAAAUAGCAAAAAAGUUAAUAAAAGCCGCUAAGGAUGCAGGUGCCAACUGUGUCAAGUUUCAAAAGACAUGUCUCAAAGAGAAAUUCACAAAGAAAUACUUAGAACGACCGUAUGACAAUCCCAAUUCUUGGGGUAAAACGUAUGGCGAUCAUAAGAGACAUUUGGAGUUCUCUGAGAGUCAAUAUAGGGAGUUGUUCAAAUAUGCGCACGAGGUCGGAAUCCUGUGCACGGCUUCGGCUAUGGACAUGGUUUCUUUCGACUUCUUAGUAAACAUGAAAGCACCAUUCAUCAAAAUUGGAUCAGGAGACUCCAAUAACUUGCUCUUCUUGAAAUACGCUGCAUCGAAGAAGGUUCCUCUCAUCAUCUCUACAGGGAUGGUCGACAAGACAGCUGUUAAAACAAUUUACGAUAUAAUAUCAGCUCAGCAUAAGAACUUCUGUUUAUUGCACUGCAUAUCAGCUUACCCUGUGCCUUACGAGGACUGCAAUCUGACUGUGAUCCAGGACUAUAUGAACACGUUCGACAUCCCUAUUGGAUACUCCGGGCAGGAGCAGGGCACUGCCGUUGCGUUAGGUGCCGUCGCUUUGGGAGCUAAGGUGUUAGAAAAGCACAUAACUUUGGAGAAGACGAUGAAAGGUACAGACCACGUGUGCUCGCUCACCCCGACAGAGUUCCAGCAGUUAGUGCGUGAUGUACGCGUCAUAGAGAACGCGCUCGGCACGCCCAUCAAGAAGGUCGUCACUUCAGAGAUCCCUUGCAUCGACAAGCUCCCAAAAUCCCUUGUGAUGGGCUGCACUAAGAACAAGGGUGAGAUCCUGUACCCCGGCGACGUGAAGAUUAAAGUAGCUGAGCAAGGAUUGAACGCGCUUCACUUCGAGGAGGUCAUCUACAAGACGCUAGUGUACGACAAGAAGGAGGACGAACCACUUAACAGCGGAGACUUCUGCUAACAGAUGCUCAAAGUACAUUACAACACAAAUAUGACCAACAAAUCUAACAUAACAUAUCACUAUAUUUUAGAUAAGUACUUAUAUUUCUGUACUACUUUGAUCACAUCUAAGCAACAAAUGUAUCUAUAAGCAUAAUGUAUCUAUUACUUUUAAGAAAAACACAAAUAUAC